This is a messenger RNA of Trichophyton rubrum CBS 118892, 2499 nucleotides long. RefSeq lists its product as uncharacterized. Gene Ontology annotation, molecular function: 3'-5'-DNA exonuclease activity. Bases 1294 to 2034 code for a protein of 246 amino acids. Lineage: Eukaryota; Fungi; Ascomycota; Eurotiomycetes; Onygenales; Arthrodermataceae. The record is from RefSeq and is a predicted model, not a curated record. The transcript has 3 exons. Gene Ontology annotation, cellular component: cytosol.
GGAAAGGGAUAUAUAGCUGCUGAAACAAAAUAAGCUCGGUCGACAGGGUUGGCUGGCCAUCUUCUCGCAUCGCCAGUUAACUAGCCGGUGAGCUAGUAGUAUUAUUAUUACACUUAUAGUCCAUUAGCCCAAUGUUAAUACUGGUGCUCCGUACUGUGGAGAGCAUGCUUGUUGCUUCGUUUGCCCUGCUUUCUUUCAAGUUGCGGCGCUCCUUUUCUUGGUGGUGACCAGGAAAUUACUGUGGAAAAGAUAUAAAGAGAUGUCGAAUCUCCAGUUUAGCAUUUCGCUGUCUAUAUCUGGGGCGAAAAUCGCCUAUGCUUUGGUAUGAUAUUGAAAAGUCGACUGGCCCGUCGAAUAUGAAACUGCUUUCAGGCCGAAAAAUGAUUGGUUCGCUGUGGCGACGCCCUUUUGACUUGAAGUGCUUCCCUGAGAACAUGCAUGUCAGGAAGACCCGAUGAGCAGAGCAACUCGUUCCGUGAUAGCAUGGCUACCCGUAUGAGCCCUGUAGCAUCCACACAGCGACUAGCGUAACCAUAGUCAACACUUAUAUCUCUAGAGAAUUUCAUGUAAGGUUGAAUUGAUGUCGUCGAUAUAAAGUACAUCCAGUUAAGGAAGACGAGAUUUAACUAACUACAGUUGGCACGUGAUAUGUGAAGUUUUAGGUGAUCGGACUUCGCAGCCUUCAAGGAGUCACGGCUUUGGAUAGAGACCGUCACCAGGCAGGCCAGUCUCCUUGCUGAAGCAGGACGCUCUCUAUGUUUAAACGCAGCCUGGCGAAGGCUCUUCCUCAAUCUAUACCAACAGUCUCGAGAUUUUGCUUUUCUGGCGGCAGUACGUUCAAAUCCCUUGCCCUGUCGGACUGCCUGACAGUGACCAUCCCAUUAAUGAUAUCAUGCAUGAGCAGCCCGAUCUAUCUCCUGUAUCAUCUGGGGGGGACGGCAUAAGUUUAAUAAACGACCAUUCAUACCUAUAAUAGACGUCCAAUCAAACCGCCUUCGCCACUUGUCAGCGGUCACAGAAAUGGGCGAUUCAGCGAAAAAACGAAAAUACAUUGAUGUACGCAUACAUGCAUAUACCCCUCUAAAGAGUGCUAUUUCACAUAUUUUAUACCCAUUGAUAACACUGUUUCAAAAUUGGUCGAAAUGCUAAAUCGUUAUUAACUGUCUGGAGAAUUAGAUCGGUAUCAACCUUGGGGACCCUGUAUUCAGGGGCAAGUACCACGGUAAAGAUGUUCACGAGGAUGAUCUACAAGAUACAAUCGAUCGAGCCGUUGAGGUUGGCUGCCGUAAGUUCAUGAUCACUGGCUCGGACUUGCAUGAGUCUCGGCAUGCCGUGGACCUAGCCCGGGAACACUCAGGACUAUGCUAUGCUACUGUUGGCGUACAUCCGUGUUCCGCAAAACUCUUUGACUCCUACGCUGGAGGACCAGAGAAGUAUCUGGCCGAGAUCAAGGCCCUGGCAUUGUCAGCCAAGGAGUCAGGCCAUGCUGUUGCCUUUGGAGAGAUUGGUCUAGACUACGAUCGACUGUUCCUCUCCCCCAAGGAUCAGCAGCUAAAGUAUUUUGAGGCUCAGCUUGAAGUAGCUGUGGAGGUGCAGCUGCCUCUUUUCUUGCACUCGCGAGCAGCCAGCGAAGAUUUUGAACGGCUGCUCUCUGCCCGGCUGCCACGGCUCCCCAAGGGAGGAUUAGUGCAUAGCUUCACUGGAACCAUCGAGGAAAUGCAACGACUUGUAGCUCUCGGGUUGGACCUCGGGGUUAACGGGUGUAGCUUGAAGACCGAGGAGAACCUGGAAGUGGUCAGAGCCAUGCCCUUGGAUAGGAUACAGAUCGAAACCGAUGGGCCUUGGUGUGAAAUUCGGCCAUCUCACGCGAGCUACAAGCAUGUCAAGUCUACGCUGCCUAAAUCUUGCAAGAAAGAGAAAUGGCAGAAAGGUUGCAUGGUGAAGGGAAGAAACGAGCCGGUUGCGAUUGUUCGUGUGGCCGAAGUGAUUGCUGCGGUGAAAGGGAUAACGGUGGACGAAGUUUGUGAAGCGUAAGUUGCCAGCAACCCUGCCUGCCUUGCAUCAAACUAAAUCGUCGAAUCUCGCUAACAAACGCUAACUUUGCUUCUAGUGCAUGGAACAACUCGGUUCGCAUGUUUGGACUUGGUGAAGUGGCCUGACUGCAGAAUUAGAAAGCGAUAGAAUGUAUAGACCAUCUCUCCUUCGUCUUUUUUUAUGUUGUGUAAGUCCAUAGGACUAGUUUUAUGUAUAUGUAUGUCUGACCCGAGGGGGGCGUCGGCUAUAAGACCCAUGCUGCAGGAUCUCACUCAACCAUGCAGAUCGGCGUUCUCCAGGACCAGCGAUCUGCACCCGAUCCAUGAAGAACAGCGCUGUUGUUGUACACGUAAAAGACAGUUGUCGACACCUCCGUCCUCUUUGCUCUCAUCCCGGCCAAACAAAGUGCCCUUCCCUCGCCUCCCGUCGCCUUUUUUGCCUGUCUUUUUGCCUGCCAUGCUUGAC